AUGACUGCGAACGAUAAGCGAAUCAUGAAAACACAAGCCAAACGUCAAACGGAAGUUGCUUCACGCGGCCGCGGACGACUUCCAAAUGAGCGGUUUUUAUUUGAGCGUGGUCAUCCACAGCACGAAUCGCACUGCGUACUAAAACGAACAAUCAGUUAUGUUUCCGUUCUUCACGGCCCUCAAAUCCCACGCUGCGAUCGCGGCGACACGAAAGAACGCUAUGGUCGAGCAAUUCUCGCGCUCUUUUUUCCUUGGCGUUCUGUGAGCGAUUUGUGUUCGGUGGACGAAACGUGGCACGAAGCGCUCCAUGCACGUGAAUCUCUUAUUACUGUCAAUUCGAAGCGCAUCAUUGGAAACAUUCAGUUGCUCCAUGAAUGUAAGGCCGAUCGAGAUGAACAUUUGAAACAAGUCAUGGAAGAAGCACAAACGGACAUUGAUCCCAAGCUUAUUCCUGAUCCUCGCGAGAAUGAGAUCGAAGAGAUCGAAGACAUCGAUUCUAUCAUGGAUGCGCUAGCUACGUUCGACAAUAGCGACCCGAACAUGGCACGUCCUAGCACAAGGAAACAGAAUAGCAACAAAUACACGAAAACUACAUUGGAUCUAGUUGUUGGAAGUGGUCGAUUUUCGCAUUCUGAUAGUGAGUAA
Molecule: messenger RNA, 645 nt
Organism: Didymodactylos carnosus
Lineage: Eukaryota; Metazoa; Rotifera; Eurotatoria; Philodinida; Philodinidae
Source: the annotation of a GenBank genome assembly